Messenger RNA from Erigeron canadensis, 1964 nucleotides. RefSeq lists its product as uncharacterized. The record is from RefSeq and is a predicted model, not a curated record. Gene Ontology annotation, biological process: alternative mRNA splicing, via spliceosome. Gene Ontology annotation, molecular function: protein binding; ribonucleoprotein complex binding. Gene Ontology annotation, cellular component: nuclear body; cytoplasm. NCBI's taxonomy places the organism in Eukaryota, Viridiplantae, Streptophyta, Magnoliopsida, Asterales, Asteraceae. The coding region runs from base 168 to 1781 and encodes 537 amino acids. The transcript has 14 exons.
UUCCCCAAUUUCUGCCCUAAAGCUACAAUUCCUACACAAAUUUCAUUUUUUUUGCUUCUGGAAUUUUAUCAGGCGAGUUCUGCUUAACUGUCAUCCCCAUCUGUUUAAAUAAAUAUAUACCAUACUGUUAGAUUGUUGGAUAAGUUUAGUAUAGGAAUCGAGAAUUCAUGGCUAAUAACUAUGACGAACCUCUGCCUCCUGGUGUUCAAUGUGUAUCGAAUUUUUUGCCACAAUUAGCCUCUUCAAAUCAACCUGCCCAGUAUCUUUCUCAGCCGUACCAAAAUUACAGUAAUAUGCAACCACCUAAUGUGGCCCACACUCCUGGUAUCUUCCGUCCACCGUAUAGUUCACCUCAACAGGUCCCGUAUGCACCUCCAUUAAUUUCUCAACAACGACAUCCUACAAAUGAUCAGCAGUAUGUGGGAAAUUCCAAUGAUAUUGAAACUGCUGCCCAGGAUGCUGUUCUGCGUGAACAGGAUAUUGCGAUGCAGAAAGUUAUAAUUGAUCAAAGAGAAGCAAGGGCUGCAAGUGGACUGCAUGAAGAGAACUCGGACAUUUUUGCAGGGCGUCAUGAUCCUAAUGCUAUAAAGGAACAUUUACUAAAGAUGACAACUGAUCAUCGUUCUCAGAUGGCAUCAAAGCGUGGCAAGCCUGCCUCUUCAGAAGGUAACUUGGAAAUUGGGAACGGUUAUGGUGUACCUGGUGGAGGCGCUUAUUAUGGUGCUUCAAGGCCCGGCACUCUUUCAUCUGGAAGCAAUGGCAAUGAAAAGCAUGAACCUGGCCAAAGCAUUUAUGAACAGCCUAAACAAAACCCUAAUACAAAUGAUUUGCCAGAGUUCCUCAAGCAAAAGCUGAGAGCCAGGGGAAUUCUAAAAGACGAGCAAGCCAAGAAUGAUACCGCUGCAUCUGAUACUAGAUCGCAAAAUCAAGUUAAGCAAUCUCCUGAAGCCAUGGUUCCUUCAACGUUACCACCAGGAUGGAUCGAAUCUAAGGACCCAACAAGUGGUUGUGUCUUCUAUUACAACGAGAAGUCUGGAAAAAGUCAGUGGGAAAAACCUGUGAUGACUUCCUUGAACUCACAGUCACCAUCAUCCUCAUUACUUUUAGAUGACUGGCAAGAGGUACUAGACGAGACAAGUGGUUGUAAGUAUUACUACAAUUCAAAAACGAAUAUAUCACAGUGGGAACAUCCUGGUUCAUCACAGAAGCCAGCUUUGGGACAAGAAGUCAACCUCUAUUCUGGAAAUGCAACUAACCCUAAGUUCAGUGACAAGUCAUUAGAACAACAUAAAUGCUCUGGAUGUGGUGGUUGGGGAGUAGGCCUUGUACAGUCAUGGGGUUAUUGUUGUCACUGCACACGGGUCCUCGACCUUCCAGAACGCCAAUACCUUUCUAUGAUGACAGCAAGCCAACGUCAAGCUACCAAUGAUGCAACUAAUACCAAGCCAAGGUCAAGUAUGAAACCCCCGUUAGGAAAAGGAAAUAAAAAAGACAGCAGGAAACGUGCUCACGCUGAUGAUGAUGAGUUGGAUCCAAUGGAUCCAAGUUCAUAUUCAGAUGCUCCACGUGGAGGCUGGGUAGUUGGCCUGAAAGGAGUACAGCCACGAGCAGCAGAUACUACUGCAACGGGUCCUCUAUUUCAGCAACGACCUUAUCCAUCACCUGGUGCAGUUCUAAGGAAAAAUGCUGAAAUUGCUUCAUUGAGGAAGAAGCCGGAUUCAAACUAUUCCCCAAUAUCCAAAAGAGGAGAUGGAAGCGAUGGCCUUGGAGAUGCUGAUUGAAUAAAUAAUCUUGUUCCUGCAAAAUUCAAAUUUUGUAACUUCAUAUUGAAAGAAAGUAGUUUCUAGUUUGUUUUUCUUUUUCUUUUUCUUUUUGCUGCUGAUCAUAUCUGUCAAUCUGUCAUGAUCAUGUAAUCAUACAUUACAGGUCUUUUGUAAAGAUGUGGUUCGAAUGGUUUUAGUCAA